This is a messenger RNA of Drosophila ananassae, 2172 nucleotides long. RefSeq names its product protein bangles and beads (gene bnb). Lineage: Eukaryota; Metazoa; Arthropoda; Insecta; Diptera; Drosophilidae. The record is from RefSeq and is a predicted model, not a curated record. The transcript is spliced from 2 exons. Bases 354 to 1646 code for a protein of 430 amino acids.
UAAAAACGGGCCGCGCCGCUGCCAGCCACUCAAAGUGCUUCUUGAAACUGACCGGACCGGUGAGAACGCAGCGCACCGCAGCGGAUUAAGAACCUCACAGAUACUCAGAUCCUCAGAUCCUCAGAUCUUCAGAUCCCUCAGAUACAUAUCUUUUUUUUGGACAUCUUUUUUUUUGUGCGUGUGUUGCAGGGCCGCGAACCCCGAAAACCUCCAAAAAAGAACCACAAAACGAACUCGUCCGCCAACAAACGAAUCCAAGAGUCUCGUAUCUGUGAGAUAGUGCCAAACUCGAAAGAGAUUUUUGAAACCCAGUCUUGCAGUUCGCCGCCAGACAACGCUACUUCGACCCGAGGAUGAAGUGCCAACUGCUUUUCGUGGCCGCCGUGUGCCUGGUCUCCGUGUGGGGCCUGCCUGUGCCGGACGAGGAAGUGGCCAUCCAGCCCGACGGUGGCUCAAAGGCCGAGCUCCUGGGCAAGACCGUCCAGACCAAUCCCAUCGAGCCAGCUCCCGCCAAGCCAGAACCGGAGAAGGUUCCUGAACCGAAGAGUGCCCCAGCUCCCGCUGCCGCCGCCGCUCCCGCUCCUGUCGCCACUCCGACUUCUGCCCCGGCCGCUGCCGCUCCUGAGGUCACCGCUGAUCUGAAGUCCAGCGCUCCGGACGUAGAAACCGCCCCGGCCAUUCCCGAGAAGAAGAUCCUGCCCGAGGAGACCAAGACCGUUGAGGAGCCCAAGGCCCAGCCUCAGGAGAUCCCCGCCGAGACCGAGAAAAAGCAGGAGAAGUCCGCCCGCACGGAGUCCGAGGUGGAGGAGCCCAAGGCCAUUCCCCUGGUGGAGAGCCCCGUUGCCAACGUAGAGGUCCAGAAGCAGGUCGUCGACGAGGAGACCAAGUCCCUGGAAGUGCCUACUCCCGCCGAGAAGGAAGCCACACCUGCCGAGCAGCCCGCCCGCCAGGAGCGCAUCAACGAGAUUGAACAGAAGGAGGCUGCCAAGAAGGAAGAGGCUGCUCCGGAGUCCGCUUCUGCCGCCCCGGCUGCCCCUGCCGCUCCCGCUGCGCCUUCCGCCCCCGUUGCCCCCGCCGAGCCCAUCGCCAAGUCAGAGUCCAACAUUCAGGUGAUCGCUCCUGCCCAGCCCGAGACCAAGUCCGCUCCCGCCGUUUCGCCAGGCGCCCAGAUCGCCCAGGCCAAGUCCGCAGCUGCCCCCGCAGCCGCCGCCGCCCCAGCACCCGCCCCCGAGCCGGCCCAGCCCGUGGAGCAGCAGAAGAACACCGAGUCCGCCGCCGAGCCCUCGCCUGUGCUGAAAACCAACCCCGAGCAAGAGACGGAGGCGGUGAAGGAGCAGCCCUCUGCUGAGGUUGAGCAGACCAAGACCCUGCCGGAGAAGAAGGAGGAGAAGGUAGAGGCUGCCCCUGCACCUGAGGCCAAAAAAAUCGAUGAGGCACCCGCUGCUCCAGAGCCCGUGGCCGAGUCUGCCCCGGCUCCAGCUCCUACUCCAGCUUCAGCUCCUGCUCCAGCUCCAGCAGCCGAGCCCGCCGUGCCCUCGGAGCCAAAGAAGUCCUCAAACGAGAAGGCAGAGAAGUCCGAGUCGAAGAACGAGGAGUCGUCCGAGUCCAAGGAGUCGGAGGAGAGCAGCGAAUCCAAGGAGGACUAAGGAGGAGGACCUAGGGAGUAAGAGAGCUUUACCCAAUCCACGCCCGACGAAUCCCCAGGACCACUUAAGCUUACGAACGUAGUUAGUGGUAUGCUUACAAUUAGCUGUAAAAACAAAAUCACGCAAGGACGCAAAACCGUAAGGAUCAGCAAGGAUCUGGAGCAGAUUCAAUAGCAAUAGCAAUAGAAACCACCACAACAAACAGGACAACCGCUAAGAUGGCAUAAAGUUAUACUUAUAAUUUUAAUUUAAUUAAUGUAAUUUUUUAAUUAAAUUUUAGUCAUUGCAAGAGACCGACCUGUCACCUGUCACCACAUCCACCACACCCACAAGACUCCUCCUGCUCCACACACCGCCAACCGAACACGCACCCGACCCCCCACACACUUUUUUUUUGUAUUUUUGAGUUCUAAAAUAAUGACACCUACAUUUAAAUAUACCGAUAGUGUUAUAACGUAUAUAUGCGCAAAAGUAUAUAUGAUUUUAUAUAGACUGAGAAAAUUCUUAAAUAAAAAGCGAAAAACUA